UUAUGGGGCCCCCGGGCAAUAGGGGAUCAUGGGGCCCCUGUGUCAUUGCCCAAACUAAAAAAAGCCUAUGAAAAAGGUACCAGGGGCAUCUCAUGGGGCCCCCUACUGACCCCGGGCCCUCGGGCAGUGCCCUAGUUUCCAAAUGGUCAGUCCGCCCCUGACUAUGUCCUUCAAUAGGAAGUGCUGUUACUGGCAGGAUCUCCAAGUAAGAAACUUUGCAACAGAUUCACCCAAAAUGACUUGCUUAAGAAAACUGUACACGAGACUUGACACCAAACAUAAUGAAAAGUAGAUAUUGAUUUUCCAUAUAUUUUAAUGGCUAAUAC
Messenger RNA from Staurois parvus, 326 nucleotides. Lineage: Eukaryota; Metazoa; Chordata; Amphibia; Anura; Ranidae. The record is from the annotation of a GenBank genome assembly.